GUGUCGUGGGGAUCAGUCCUCGGUAAACGUGCACGUAGUCGGUGCGUUUCGGGGGUUCCACAAUGAAAGCACUUGGCCUGUUUAUCCUGAUGGUUGGAUUUUCCCGCCGCUGUGACGCACAGUUUCCGCGGGUGUGCACCAACGAUGCGUCAUUGAAGAGUAAGGUGUGCUGUCCCAUUCCGAAGGGCUUCACCGAGCCGUGCGGUGGGCCUGGGCGGGGCCAAUGCGCCAACACCCCCGACCCCACCGUGGAAGACGCCGCCUGGAAGUACGCGUACCAAGUGGACGACCGGCGCCACUGGCCGACGGUGUUCUUUAACAGGACCUGCGCGUGUGAAGGCAACUUCAGCGGGUAUGACUGCACAAAGUGUACCUGGGGAUACCGUGAGCCGGACUGCAAGAUAAAACAGAAGCCAGCUGUGCGCAGAAACAUUCGGGACCUUAGCGCUCAGGAGAAAAAGACGCUCCAGCGCUACUUUGACCGCGCGAAGAACACAAUCAGCGAUUUCGUCUACGCUCUGGAGUUCAAAGAUAACAUCGGGGGAAGCGAAGACUUCGCCAAUGUCUCAGUAUGGGACUUCUUCGUGGCGACGCAUUACUACGCCAGCCGUGACACCAUGCCACCCGCCAUUACAGACAUCUGUGCGAAUGAGUCGGACUGCAUCCUGGACUUCGCGCACGAGGGUGUCGGAUUUCCCACCUGGCAUCGCGCGUACCUAUUGGAGUUUGAGCGGGCCGUGCAGGAGGUCAACGACGAUCCCGACUGGACCGUGCCGUACUGGGAUUGGAGCGCGGCGGAGGACAACCAGUGCGACAUCUGUACCAACGAGUACGUCGGCAAGAACGAUGAGGACGGAAAACUGGAACCGGAGUCUGUCUUCGCCAGCUGGUGGACCAUCUGCGAACAUCUAGCCUCGUUCGAAAACGCCACCCACAGGAACCACACCAAACCGUGCAAUGUGACCAAAGUGACAGGAACGCUGAAGAGGAACCCCGGGAAAGCGGACCAGGCCAUGUUCGGGAAGCCAAUGGCUCACCUGCCCCUGGCGACCGAGGUGGACUUCGCCCUUCGUUUCUCCACAUACGACACGCCUCCUUACAACAGAACCUGCAACUGCACCUUCCGGAACCUGCUGGAGGGAUAUGCCGACACCAGCACCGGCAAGUACCGAGGGACCAUAACAUACGACAACAACACACAGGUCCCUGGAGCUCACACCCUGCACAACCACGUGCACCUUUACCUGGACGGCACGAUGUCUAACGUCCCCUCCGCAGCGAACGACCCCACCUUCUUCCUGCACCACUGUAACGUCGACCGCUUGCUGGAGACGUGGAUUCGUCGAUAUGGGGCCAUGGACUCGGCUCAGCCAUUGACAGGUGCCAAACCCGGCCAAAACCGCUAUGAGCACAUCGUGCCGUUCUUCCCACCAUACAGCCACGCUGACAUGUUCAAACGGUCCACAGAGUUAGGCUACGACUACCAGGAGCUUUACAAAAAUGGGAUGUAUGGAGAGAGCGACCUGGGAGAGUGCAAAGCACCGAAACCAGAGGGCGUGUCUCCGGAAGUGAUCGGGAUGGGAGUUGGCAUUGCGUUAGGGCUUGUGCUUGUUGUCACCGGCGUUGCCGUUCUAUUGUUUAUUUGGUGCGGUCCCAAAAAACAGCAAUAUCAUGCCGCAGACACAGGCAUGGAGAUGUCCGUACGGACAUAAGCAGAGCAUUUUUACCAAGCCUUCUGGAGGCCUCAGUAAUCUCCAGGCAGUUGGUUGAAGGAUUUUAAGAUUUUCUGAUUGUCGGCCCUCUCUGUCUAAUACUGUCUGACUAAAUAGACAGAGCCAUCAGACAAUGCUACUAUCAUUCACCCAACAUCUGCUUGACUACUUUGGUGGCUUGGCUAAGAUAUGUAGGCAUCAACGCAAAGCUUAUCAUAUUAACUAGCAUAUGACUAGCAUAGCACUAGACAGAAAUGUAGAAUGUAAAUUUAUAUGACGCAGUACAGUAUAUUUUGAUGCAUACCUAGAGUAAGUUAAUUUCUAUAAAAAAAUAUCUACCAGGUUUGGAUAACGCCACUCUUAAAUGCAAAAGUCUACUUUUUUAAUUCUUCGAAUUCCUUCCUUCUAAUGCUAAGUCGGGCAAGCAUGAUGCAAACACCUAUUUUGUGGCAACUUUUUAAUUGGUGUGAAAUAUAGCAUAGUAUAACAUCAUAUGUAUAAGGCAUUUGUCCAAGUAAGGUUGGCUUUGUACCAAGUUACUAGUAUUCUCAUAGGGCUGGUGAAAAUACAAAAAGACCACAUGAAACCAAAUAAAAAUGUUUAAGAGUCUGCAGCAAAAAAAUGAUAUCUUAUAUAUUGUAAAGGAAAUACAAUUCACCCAUGAUAAGCACAAAACAAGUUACAUGCAUCAUAAAGACAGCAAGAAAGAUUCAACACCAAUAAAUCAAAAUUAUUUCACCUGUUGAUUGCAAAGUUGACAAUCAGAAUAGAAGCUUUGCACAAUUUGCUUUUUUGUCAUUACAAUAGCACACUUAUAAUUGUGCAAAUAAUACAGUGUCAAAGAAAAUUUGAUACCGGUACCAA
Molecule: messenger RNA, 2576 nt
Organism: Branchiostoma floridae (Florida lancelet)
Lineage: Eukaryota; Metazoa; Chordata; Leptocardii; Amphioxiformes; Branchiostomatidae
Product: tyrosinase-like
Exons: 5
Coding region: 63-1712 (549 amino acids)
Biological process (GO): melanin biosynthetic process; pigmentation
Molecular function (GO): tyrosinase activity
Source: RefSeq, a predicted model, not a curated record